AUGUAAGAAAUACUAAAAGGUUUUGACUUUAUUGGAUGGAAAAUUGGAUUAAAUUAUAAAAGAGAUAAUAUUUUUAGAACAAAAUUCGGAGGUGUGAUAACAAUACUAUCUAUAUUAAGUAUAUCUUUACUUUUUUUUAACAAUGUAAGUUUUUAUUAUUAUUUAGUAAAUAAUAAAUAAUUAAAAGAAACUGUUCAUGUUAAUAGUUUUAAAACUUAUAACUUUAAGCCUGAUCCAAUAUAUUUAGAUAAAAAUAAUUUCAUGUUUGCAAUAAGUAUAGAUUAAGAAAAUUUUAUAAAUAAUCCUUAUUAUUAAAUUUAGUUAUAAAAAAGGAAAUACUAUAAAAACGAAUAAAAUUAAUAAAUUAAAUUAAAAGAAUUUAUAAAACUGGAACCUUGUACUAAAGAACAUUGGUAAGACGUAAAUUCUCAGUAUUUAAAUUAUACCGAUAUAUUCAUCUAAAAUAAUAUAAAUAAAUACUUAUGUCCCUAGAAAAUGCAAAAUUUUACACUAGAAGGUUCAUAUUCAGCCGAUAUUUUUUAAUUUUUGAAAUUAUCAGUAAUAAAAUGUCAAAAUAAUACAUUAUAAGCAACAUCAACAUGGAAUCCAAUAUGUAAAUCAUAGGAUGAAAUAAAUCAAUUUAAUAAAUAAAGGGAAAUAAAAAUGUCUUUACUUUUCCCAAAUUUUGUAAUAAACCCAACUAAACCAAUAGAUUAUGUCACUAGCUUUUUAAAUGAUGAUAUAUAUUUUUAUAUUAAACCAGAAAUGAGGUAUAGUAGUAUAAAUAUAUACUUAGGAGAACAUCAAAUAGAAACUGAUAAUAGCAUGCUUCCAAUCAAGUCUAUAAUUAAAUAAAAGUUUGUCAAAUAUAAUCCUAAUAGUUUAAGAGAAUAGCAAAUUCCUGGAGACUAUGAUCAAAUUGCAGAUAUUUAUUUACAUAGGGAUUAGUAUACUGAUUAUACAAAAAGAAAUUUUUAAAAGUUAGAUGAGCUAGUUUCUUACUUAGGAGGAUUCUUUCAAGCAGCAAUUAUAAUUAUCGCAUUAAUAAUAAAAUAAUAUAAUGAAUAUGUAUAUGGUAUUGAUUUGGCAAAUAAAUUAUAUGAUAUUGAUUUAGGUGGUAAAUAAAAGAAAAAUGAAAAGAAAAGAGAAUUUUAAAAAAUAUCUAAUUAAAUACAAACUUUAAGUAUAAAUAAAUAAAUAAAAAUUGAAAAUAAUUAAACCCCGUAAACAAAAAAUUAAUAAUAUUUAUAAGAAUUUGAUGAAGAACUUUAAUAAAUAAUAGACAAAGAUGAAUUACUUUAAUUAAAUUAUGAAUAUUUGUUUUAUAAAUUAACUUGUGGAAAGCUCUUUAAUACAAAGAGAGUAAAAUUAAUAGAAAAAGCAAUAUAGUUUGUCUAAGAAGACCUUGACGUCUUUUUAAUUAUUGAAAAGCUUAAAGAGGUUGAAAAACUUAAAAAAUUGUUAUUAAAUAAGCAACAAUUAAUUCUAUUUAAUUUUUUCCCAAAGCCAAUUAUUAAAGUUAAAUAAGAAGAAAUUAUUCCUUCUAGAAUAUCCAUGAGUAGAGAUCAAGUUCAUUUAGCUUCUCCCUAAAGGUCUACUUUAAGACCUAAUUAAAAGAAAAAGAAAAAAAUCGGAAAGUUUACUAAUAAAUAUAAAAAAUAUGGUAUUGUUUUGAAGGCUGUUUGUAAAUUAAAAAAAAAAAAAAAUUCUUCCGAAUAAAAUAAUUCAUAAUAUUAUAAAAAACUUUAUGAAGCUUACGAAUAAGUUAGUGAAUAGGAAAAUUAAGAGUAUUAUUGUAUAUUAUUAAUAUUUUUAUCUUUUAAAAUAGUUUAAAUAGAAAGCUUAUCAAUAUGCUAGGAGAUGAUAUUAAAGGUUUAUUUUAGAAAAGAAAAGAGUAUUAUAUAUUUAUUGAUUAAAAUAUUUUUAUUUUAUUUUUAAUAAAAAAUAGUAUAAAAAUGA
This is a messenger RNA of Ichthyophthirius multifiliis, 1959 nucleotides long. RefSeq lists its product as hypothetical. The transcript has 7 exons. The record is from RefSeq and is a predicted model, not a curated record. Gene Ontology annotation, cellular component: nucleus. Gene Ontology annotation, molecular function: double-stranded DNA binding. Gene Ontology annotation, biological process: reciprocal meiotic recombination. Lineage: Eukaryota; Ciliophora; Oligohymenophorea; Hymenostomatida.